AUGCCUAAAGGACACAUGUUAAUUUUUCCCUAAAAAUAUACUUCCUCCAAUCACUAUUAUAAACAAAAAAAUGACCUUUUAAGUUCAUUGAAAAGGCCAAUAAACUUAGAAAAAUGAUUUUUUGCUUAUAACAAUGACAGAAGAGUAAGUAAAGGCAUUAUGUGAAUAUAAAUAUGUGAAUUGAAAAAAUAUAAAUAAAUAAACAUGCUAGCUAGUAGCUACUAUCUGAUUUUCCCAACGACGUCGUUUAAGCAGCAUUUGUUAUGUACUAUGUACUAUAGUGCGUAGAUAGAGUUUACACUACACUCUGUUUCUGUUAGAAGUCACUGCGCGCCAUUGACAAUGUUUGCAGUGAAGUCUAAUCCAUUGCUCGUCCGAUCUCCGAUAGUGUUCUCCGAUAAGAAGCAUCGGAGAAACAUUUCACGGUCAUCUGGACGGCAGAGUGUUCAGAUUCAAGCAGUGAUCAGUAGCGGGGACAGUAAAACUGCAACAUCUCCGUUGGACAGUAAAGAGACUAACGGCUUGGUAGUACAACAUGGUUCUGGUUCAAGUGAUGGUAGCAACAACGGCGAAGUGUUAGAGGUGAAGGCGGUGGUUACGAUAAGGAAGAAGAUGAAGAGUAACAUUGUUGAAGAUCAGUUGGAGUAUUUCAUCAAUGGUGCUGGUCAGGGGAUACAAAUUCAGCUUGUCAGUGAACAAAUUGACCCUGUUACUAAUAAUGGAAAAAGGGUGGAAUCAUAUGUAAGAGGUUGGCUACCGAAGCCGUCAAACGUUCCAUAUGUUGUGGAAUACUCUGCUGAUUUCACAGUGCCAACUGACUUUGGAUCCCCUGCUGCUAUUCUCAUUACCAAUCUUCGGCCAAAGGAGUUCCACUUGCUGGAAAUCAUCCUUCACGGCUUUGCUGAAGGACCCGUUUUCUUUCCAGCUAACACAUGGAUUCAUUCGCAUAACGAUAACCCUCAAAGUAGAAUCAUAUUCAAGAACCAAGCAUAUUUACCAUCACAAACACCACCAGGUAUCAAAGAUCUUCGACUCGAGGACUUGCUAAGCAUAAGGGGUAGUGGUACUCACCAAGAAAAGGAAAGAAAAUCACAUGAAAGAAUCUAUGAUUAUGCUCCCUACAAUGAUUUAGGCAAUCCUAAUAAAGAAGAACUUGUUAGACCAGUCCUUGGAGAUCCCGAGAGACCUUAUCCUCGCCGCUGCAGAACUGGAAGACCUCCAACUCGCUCCGAUCCAAUGACUGAGACUAGAAUUGAAAAGCCACAUCCUGUUUAUGUGCCGCGAGAUGAAACUUUUGAAGAAAUCAAACAGGCUACAUUUUCUGCUGGAAGAUUGAAAGCUGUGUUACACAAUCUUAUACCCACAAUUUCCGCCAGUCUGUCCCGUUCAGACAUUCCUUUCAAGUGUUUCUCAGAAAUUGACAAGCUUUAUAUUGAUGGUGUUAGUUUGAUAGAUGAAGAGAAUAAAGGGUUAGUGGAUAGUCUCUUGGUGGGAAAAGUUAUGAAACAGGUCCUCAGUUCUGGAAAACGGUUGUUGAAGUAUGAACUCCCAGCUAUUGUAAAAGGAGAUAAAUUUGCAUGGUUGCGGGACAACGAAUUUGCAAGGCAGGCCUUAGCUGGAGUAAAUCCAGUGAAUAUUGAGCUAUUGAAGGAGUUUCCAAUCUGCAGCAAACUAGAUCCAACUGUCUAUGGCCCUCCUGAAUCAGCAUUAACAAAGGAACUGCUGGAGCAAGAACUUGGUGGAAUGAGCUUGGAAAAGGCCUUGGAGGAAAAGAGACUAUUUAUUAUUGAUUACCAUGACACACUUUUGCCAUUCAUCAAGAAGAUGAACUCUUUACCUGAGAGGAAAGCUUAUGCCUCCCGGACAAUUCUCUUCAUUACAAAGACCGGUAUUCUACGUCCUAUAGCUAUUGAGCUUUCACUUCCUCAAACACCUUCUUCGCCACAAAAUAAAAGAGUUUACACACAAGGCCAUGAUGCCACAACAGACUGGAUUUGGAAGUUAGCAAAAGCUCAUGUUUGCUCAAAUGAUGCUGGAAUCCAUCAACUAGUAAAUCAUUGGUUAAGGACUCAUGCAUGCAUGGAGCCAUAUAUUAUUGCUAGUCAUAGACAGUUAAGCCCAAUGCAUCCCAUUUACAAGUUGCUACAUCCUCAUAUGCGCUAUACAAUGGAAAUUAAUGCACUUGCUCGACAAAAUUUAAUAAAUGGAGGGGGCAUAAUUGAAGCAUCAUUUAGUCCUGGAAAAUAUGCCAUGGAGCUUAGUUCAGCAGCUUACAAGAACAUGUGGAGAUUUGAUAUGGAGUCUCUCCCAGCAGAUCUUAUUCGGAGGGGCAUGGCAGUAGAAGACCCUUCAAUGCCCUAUGGUGUAAAACUUGUGAUUGAUGACUACCCUUAUGCUGCAGAUGGACUCCUAAUCUGGUCUGCCAUUAAAGAAUGGGUAGAAUCUUAUGUUGAACACUUCUAUUCCGAAUCGAAUUCAAUCACAUCCGACGUUGAGCUCCAAGAAUGGUGGAGUGAAAUCAAGUUUAAGGGUCACCAUGACAAAAGUAAUGAACCCUGGUGGCCUAAACUAGAUAUCAAAGAGGACCUAUCUGGCAUACUUACAACAAUCAUAUGGAUUGCUUCAGGUCAACAUGCUGCUAUAAACUUUGGACAAUACCCUUUUGGAGGAUAUGUUCCAAACCGUCCUACCCUCAUGAGAAAACUUAUUCCUCAAGAAAAUGAUUCUGAUUAUGAAAAGUUUAUUCGAAAUCCUCAGCUUUUUUUCUUAUCAUCAUUGCCUACUCAACUUCAAGCUACCAAAGUAAUGGCUGUUCAAGACACAUUGUCAACUCAUUCGCCUGACGAAGAGUAUUUGGGCCAAACGAAUUAUCUGCAUAAUCAUUGGAUCAAUGAUAAUGAAAUCCUGAAAUUGUUUGGUAAAUUUUCUGCUAGACUUGAAGAGAUAGAAGAAAUAAUAAAUGCAAGAAAUAAGGAUCCGAGUUUGAAAAGUAGAACUGGUGCAGGUGUUCCUCCUUAUGAACUUUUGCUUCCUCUGUCAGGACCCGGUGUAACUGGUCGUGGAAUCCCCAACAGCAUAUCAAUAUGAUCGAUUGAUUGAUCGAUCAGUUUUGAUUGUGUUGGCAUCAUCACUUGCUACAUAGUAUAUUUGAUCUGAUACACAAUUUUUGUGGACAAACUUCGUAUGUGCAGUGCAGUGUAAGCAUUAUGAUUUUAUACAUGGCCAUAAUUGAUGAAUAUGUUUCUGCUGGCCUCCUAUAUGUAUAUUUUUCACAAGAUCUAAAGAUUCAUACUUCAAACUUCAAAGUUGUGAUUUGAAGCUGAUUUGAUAAAGUUUAUAUACGACAACAAGUUGUUGGAUCUUUUAUCAAA
Trifolium pratense (red clover) is the source of this 3371-nucleotide messenger RNA. Its product is annotated as lipoxygenase 6, chloroplastic. Gene Ontology annotation, molecular function: oxidoreductase activity, acting on single donors with incorporation of molecular oxygen, incorporation of two atoms of oxygen; metal ion binding; protein binding. NCBI's taxonomy places the organism in Eukaryota, Viridiplantae, Streptophyta, Magnoliopsida, Fabales, Fabaceae. Gene Ontology annotation, biological process: lipid oxidation. The transcript is spliced from 9 exons. The record is from RefSeq and is a predicted model, not a curated record. Bases 343 to 3087 code for a protein of 914 amino acids.